AUGAAGUCAGAUUGGAAGUAUUUGUUUGUGGUUUAUGUUAUAUUAUUAAGUUUAGAAAGUAAAAAAUGGGUUUUGGGAGAACCAAAAAUACCUUGUUACUUUAUUUUUGGUGACUCUUUGGUAGAUAAUGGGAACAACAAUCUUCUUAUAACUACAGCAAAAGCAAAUUAUAAACCUUAUGGUAUCGACUUUCCAAAAGGUGCCACCGGAAGAUUUUCUAAUGGUCGAAACCUAGCUGAUUUCAUUGCUGAAUAUUUGAAGUUUCCGAAUUAUAUCCCACCAUUUAAGAAUACAAGAGGUUUCAAUAUACUCCAAGGAGUAAAUUAUGCAUCAGGAGCAGCAGGAAUUCGCCAAGAAACUGGACAAUCACAGGGGCAAGUAAUAAGCUUUGACCAACAAUUGAGGAACCACAAUCUUAUAAUUUCACGAAUUCGUCGCUCAAUGGGAAACAAUGACAGUGCAACAACAACUUAUCUUAAACGUUGUUUAUACCUAGUUGGAAUAGGUAGCAACGAUUACCUUAAUAACUAUUAUAUGCCAUUUUCUUAUCCAACUAGUCGCCUAUUUACCCCACAAGACUACGCCAUUGUCUUGACCCAACAACUUUCUUCACAAUUGAAGACUUUGUAUGGUGAGGGAGGUAGAAAGAUUGCUGUUUUUGGACUGGGGAUAAUAGGGUGUACUCCAUAUGCAAGGGCCACCUUUGACACCCAAGGAUCUCCAUGUGUGGAAAAUAUCAAUAAUGCCACUCAACUUUUCAAUAUUGCACUUAAGCCCCUUAUUCAAGACCUCAAUGCUAAAUACAUUGAUGCCAAGUUUACCUUCAUCGACGUUUCGCAAAUUUCCACUAUUCAACCUCCAAAUCAAGUUCAAUUAGUUUCAGAUGGUCCUUGUUGUGAAGUUCAACCUGAUAAGUUGCAAUGUGUUCCUUUUGGAAGAGUAUGUGGCAAUAGGAAUGGGUACACAUUUUGGGAUGGAGUUCAUCCAACUGAAGUUGCAUUUGAGGCAUUGGCAAAUAGAUCCUUUAAUGCCCAAUUUCCCAAUGACACUUACCCUUAUGAUAUUAACCAACUUGUUCACCUCAAUCUUCAAUAACUCUUUAUUUUGCUCUUUUUCAGUGGGAACUCACAAGGUGUUUAGAGUAAUUUCAUAUCUACAAUCAUUUUAUGUCUCUUAAUAUCAAUUAUGGUGUGAUAUUAAGUCAAACAUCUAAUAUGGAUCUUUAUGGUUAUUAUAGAUUAUAUGGUUGGUGCCUAAUAAAAGAUGGGAUUAAUAUAUAUAAU
Messenger RNA from Benincasa hispida (wax gourd), 1283 nucleotides. RefSeq names its product GDSL esterase/lipase At1g29670-like. Gene Ontology annotation, molecular function: hydrolase activity, acting on ester bonds. NCBI's taxonomy places the organism in Eukaryota, Viridiplantae, Streptophyta, Magnoliopsida, Cucurbitales, Cucurbitaceae. The record is from RefSeq and is a predicted model, not a curated record.